AGUGUUAAUCUUGCUUUCUCUGGUCCGGACCCUCCCCGGUUUAGCUCACUCAUCGGCGGUGUGUAUGGGGAGAGCGAUCGCUCUCUGUGGUCGCUCGGGGAGGAUAGUGUCAUUCCUUUCCGCGGUACCUUGUUUAUCCGGCUGCACACCCCAACCCGCGGCAGAGCGGAGGAUGAGCGACCAGGGGAAGAGCUCGGUUUCCACUCUUGCCGGUGCCCCAGCCCCGGGAUCGGAUACUUACAAAGGCUGGCUUUUUAAAUGGACUAACUAUUUGAAAGGGUAUCAACGCCGAUGGUUCGUCCUCAGCAAUGGCCUUCUGUCGUAUUACAGGACUCAGGCAGAGAUGGCCCAUACGUGUCGCGGCACCAUCAACCUGGCCACGGCCCACAUCGACACGGAGGACGCCUGUAACAUCGUCCUGAGCAGCGGUGGGCGCACCUACCACCUGAAGGCCAGCACAGAGGUGGAACGUCAGAGAUGGGUCACAGCGCUGGAGCUGGCCAAGGCCAAAGCCAUCCGCAUGAUGAAUGACCAGUCUGAUGACUCAGGGGACGAGGAGCCCACGACCCAGUCGGACCGCAGUGAGGGGAUCCAGGGCACUCUGAAGACCCUGAUCAGCAAGCUUGAUGACCUCAGCACGUGUAACGACCUAAUCGCCAAGCAUGGGGCGGCCCUGCAGCGCUCUCUGAGUGAACUUGAGGCGCUGAGAGUCCCCGUGGAGGGAGGAGAGAAGAUCAAGGGCGUCAAUGAACGCGCCACCCUCUUCCGCAUCACCUCGAAUGCUAUGAUCAAUGCGUGUCGCGACUUCCUGGACCUAGCGGAGACCCACAGCAGGAGAUGGCAGCGGGCGCUGCAGUAUGAGAGAGAGCAGCGUAUUCACCUGGAGGAGACCAUAGAGCAGCUAGCCAAGCAACACAACAGUCUGGAGAGAGCCUGGAGAGAGGCCCCCACACUAUCCGCCAACACACCCAGCUCCUCCACCACCAAGAAGGGAGGGAGUGAGAGGCCUCAGAAAGGGGAGGCGAGUGAUGAAGAUGAGGAUACAGAAUACUUUGACGCCAUGGAGGACUCCCCUGCCUUUAUCACAGUAACAGCCACUGAGAACACACAGCACAGGUGUUCUCAGACUAACCUGUGUGGAGCGAGUGGAGGCCAUACCAAUGAUUGGAACCAGGACAAUGUGUCUCCUAGCUGUAAGGAUUCCGGGAAGGAGCUUCAGCCCCUCAGAAGGAGGCGGAGCCACAUCCCAGACAAGCCCAACUACUCCCUCAACCUGUGGAGCAUCAUGAAGAACUGUAUCGGCAAGGAGCUCUCCAAGAUCCCCAUGCCUGUGAACUUCAACGAGCCUCUGUCCAUGCUGCAGCGGCUGACAGAGGACCUGGAGUACCAUGAGCUGCUGGACAAGGCGGCGCGCUGCGAGAGCUCCCUGGAGCAGCUGUGUCUGGUGGCAGCCUUCUCUGUGUCCUCCUACUCCACCACCGUCCACCGCACGGCCAAGCCCUUCAACCCCCUGCUGGGGGAGACCUACGAGCUGGACCGCCUGGACGACUUGGGCUACCGCUCGCUGUGUGAGCAGGUGAGCCAUCACCCCCCAGCAGCAGCUCACCAUGUGAUUUCUCAGCGAGGCUGGACCCUCUGGCAGCAAAUCACCAUAUCCAGCAAGUUCCGUGGCAAAUACCUCUCCAUAAUGCCUCUGGGUGCCAUUCACCUGCAGUUCCACUCCAGUGAGAACCACUAUGUGUGGAGGAAGGUAAUCUCCACCGUGCACAACAUCAUCGUGGGCAAGCUGUGGAUUGACCAGUCGGGGGACAUUGAGAUAGUCAACCACAGGACCAAGGAGACGUGCCAGCUCAAGUUCUCCCCCUACAGCUAUUUCUCCAGGGAUGUCCCACGCAAGGUGACAGGGGUGGUGUCAGACAGUGGAGGGCAGGCCCACUAUAUCCUGUCUGGCACGUGGGACGAUAAGAUCGAGAGCUCCAAGAUCGUCCAGAGCAGCAAAGGGGGCAGCGGCUCCGAGGGCAAGCAGAAGACUGUCUACCAGACCCUGUCCCCCAAACUACUGUGGAAGAAAUACCCUCUCCCGGAUAACGCUGAGAACAUGUACUUCUUCUCCUCGCUGGCGCUGACGCUGAAUGAGCCGGAGGAUGGGGUGGGGCUGACGGACAGCCGGCUGAGACCGGACCAGAGGCUGAUGGAAGCAGGGAGAUGGGACGAGGCCAACUCUGAGAAACAGAGAUUAGAGGAGAAACAGAGAGCUGUGAGGAGGAGGAGAGAGGCAGAGGCCACAGAUGCACUGGACAACGGUCGAGAGUAUGAGGGCUUCCAGCCACAGUGGUUCCACAAGAGGAAGAACGCCAUCACUGGGGAGACAACCUUUGUGUACAAGGGUGGAUACUGGGAGGCUAAGGACAGUCAGGACUGGAGUACGUGCUCUGAAAUCUUCUAAGCCUAGACCAGACCCAUCCUUCCCCAUCACUGGACCCACCCAGGCCCAGGAGACUGCUCCACCACUGGCCCUGGAGGAAUGGGGGUCUGGGUCUGGAUGUGGACCUCUGUGUGCAUGAGAAUGUGAAUGUCUCACACACUCACAACACAGUGUACCUCCCCAUGUACACACAGAGGUCAUAUUUUUUACAGAGUCAAGGGAGAGAAGGGACCUUUUCUAGAUCCUACCCUGACCUAACACUGAGCUGUGUGGGUGUGUGUGAGAGAGAUGGGAGAUUGAAUACCAUAGAAAAGGGGCCCCAUAGAGACUUCCAAAAGAAUCAGGUGCUCCACACACGCUACCCACAAUGCACCUUUCCUCUGCUCAGCACAUCUGUUUCUAGGGGUUUUAGUGAUUGAACAGCAACCCAUCUAAAUCAGUUAUCCUCUCCUCCACUUGUACUGGGAUGAGAUAAAGUCCAUCCUGUCUAACGGACAGAUGGACAGACAGACAGAGAGACAAAAAAUAAUGCUUCAGAAGUUUAUAGAGAGACAGUGUAUAUAUGUAAUAAUGUGUGUGUAUAUAUAUAUAUAUAUAUAUAUAUAUAUAUAUAUAUACACAAAC
This is a messenger RNA of Oncorhynchus tshawytscha (Chinook salmon), 3049 nucleotides long. Its product is annotated as oxysterol-binding protein 2. Gene Ontology annotation, cellular component: intracellular membrane-bounded organelle; membrane; cytosol. NCBI's taxonomy places the organism in Eukaryota, Metazoa, Chordata, Actinopteri, Salmoniformes, Salmonidae. Gene Ontology annotation, molecular function: cholesterol binding. The record is from RefSeq and is a predicted model, not a curated record. Bases 65 to 2446 code for a protein of 793 amino acids. The transcript has 14 exons.